AUGGCUAAGAACGACAAUGACCCUAGUCUCAAUGAUAAUCUGAAUGGUCAAGAUGUUAAUCCUCAUGUUCGUAGAGUAAUACUUGAUCCAAGACUACAUUUAAGGCUUUUUCUAGAGGUUUGUGACUCGUUUAGACAACAAGGGGUUCCUGAAGACGCUCUGAGACUUAAAUUGUUUCCAUAUUCUUUAAGAGAUUAUGUGAGAGCAUGGCUGAAUGCUUUACCGUUGGGAACAGUGGAAUCAUUGAAUGAUCUAUGCCAGAGGUUUUUUGCUAGGUAUAAUCCACCAAAUAUGAAUGCCAAGCUUAGAAAUGACAUAACAUCCUUUUGGAAAUUAGAGGAUGAAACACUAUAUAAAGCUUGGGAACGAUCUAAAGACUUAAUUCAGAAAUUUCUGAUGCAUGGAUUUCAACACAAGACUCAGAUGAAGAUAUUCUAUAAUGGGUUGAAUGCAUAUACGAGGAUGGUAGUUGAUGCCUCCGCGAAUGGUACUUUUUUGGAUAAAUCGUAUAAUGAAGCAUUUGAGAUUUUGGAAAUGAUUGUCAAUAAUGAUUAUCAAUAUCUGAUCGCAAGACUCAGGACGGGCAAGAAAGUUUCUGGUACUAUGGAACUUGAUGCAAUCACAUCAUUGACAACCCAGGUGUCAUCUUUAACUAAUAUGACCAAAACAAUGAAGAGACCAACUGCAAUUCAGGAGAUGAAAGCAGUCGAGCUAGAAUGUGUUUAUUAUGGUGAAUACCAUGUAUUUGAUGAAUGCCCAUCAAAUUUAGCAUUUGUGUGCUACAUGGCUAAUUUCAAUUGGAAUAAUAAUCCCUAUUCCAACACCUAUAAUCCAAGGUCGAAGCAACAUCCAAACUUUGGUUGGAAUAAUCACGGUACGGGGAAUUUUAAUAAUGCAGUAAGACAAAAUGCCAUCAGUGCACCACCUGGUUAUAAUCAACCUAUGUCGAGGCAAAAUGUCCAACAAGGUCAGGCAUCAUCAUCUAUUGAGGACUUGUUGAAAGAAUAUAUGGCCAAGAAUGAUGUCGUAAUUCAGAUUCAGGCUGCAUCCCUCUGA
Gossypium arboreum is the source of this 1056-nucleotide messenger RNA. RefSeq lists its product as uncharacterized. Lineage: Eukaryota; Viridiplantae; Streptophyta; Magnoliopsida; Malvales; Malvaceae. The transcript has 2 exons. The coding region runs from base 1 to 1056 and encodes 351 amino acids. The record is from RefSeq and is a predicted model, not a curated record.